Spirodela intermedia is the source of this 10823-nucleotide messenger RNA. The record is from the annotation of a GenBank genome assembly. Lineage: Eukaryota; Viridiplantae; Streptophyta; Magnoliopsida; Alismatales; Araceae.
AUGGUGACCUCAGAGUUACCUCCUUUCAGAAGUACAUUGAAGACCGUGACCUUGGUCUUUAAGAUACCUUAUUAUACGCAGUGGGGACAGAGCCUACUGAUUUCCGGCUCUGAACCGCUAUUUGGCUCUUGGGAUGUGAAACGGGGUCUACUUCUGAGUCCAGUACACAAGCCCGACGACCUUCUGUGGUGGGGAAAAAUUACUGUUGCCAGUGGCUUCAGGUCUGAAUACAGUUACUAUGUGGUCAACGAUGAUAGAAACGUCCUGAGGUGGGAGGCUGGACGGAGGCGUGAGGUAAUCUUGCCUGAAGGCACUCAAGAAGGUGUAGUGGAGAUAUAUGACCUUUGGCAGGUACUGGAAUUUUUUUAGAAUUAAUUUCUUAUACCAUUAUCCGUGUGUCGCUUUUCUUUGAAAUUUUUGGAAUGAAAUCAUUUCGAACUUCUGUAGGCCUCUUGUAGUUUUUAAGUCUUACCCUCUCCAUGUCUUCAGCAUCCUCUUACAUGUUCACUUGGUUACGGGUAGUUCAAUUGUUUAAUGAAACUUUGGUCAUCAGGGAAGGUUUGUUCAUCCAAUUAUGUCAGUUUCCCCAGCUCUUCGGAGUCCAUGGCAUCUGCCCACGACCCGCUGUUGCAGCUCGCUGCUUCAUACGGAGCAACCCCCGUCACCUCCAGCUGUUCCUCUUCCCCACCUCCCUGUCCUCAUCCCCAGGCAAUUUACUCUCUUGGGGAACGCUUUUGAUGGAGUCUGGUUCCGAGAUGAGGAUGGAAUCAGAAGAGGCGUAGUUUCAGGAACACCAAGGAAAUCUUGAUAGAUUGCAGGAAUUUAUAGUCAGAACUAGAGCUUGAUGAGGCGUGGGCCUGCAUUUCCGUAAAAUAUAUCUCAUUUGUACGUACUGCCUUUGAAAAUAACGACUCAAAGGAACCUCAUAGGCCGUCCUCAACCAGUUUUCAUGUGGAACAAAAAAUAAUAUUUCAUGUGGGAAAUGCAAGCUUACAGUCGUGCAUCAACAAUGAGACUCAGGUGCUCAAGGAAAAUGUUUCCCUAUGGAUACAAAUAUGUUUAUUUCUUUACAUUUUAAAAUCCUAUUCUAGCUUUCUUUUCUAACUCCCAGGCAUGGAGAUUCCUUGUCAUGUAUUCAAAAUAAUUAUUAUUUUUCGGUCAACUAGUAAUAAUUACUAGUUGUUGAUGUCAGUUGAUAUCGGAGUAAUAUUUCAGUAAAUUUAGGAUCCACGUAUGCUCAUCUUGUUUUAGGGACUCAUGUUAUUUUAUGAAAUAUUUUAACAUUACAAUUUUUAUCUUUUUUAGUCAUUGUUUCGAGUUUUUUUCUCGAUAUUUCAUCUAGGUGUUAUCUCUUCUUGGUAAGAUGGUCUACUACUGGUUCAAAUGAAAAUUUUGAUCAUCUGGUAUUUAGUUCCAUUUAUAAAUAUUCAGCAAAAGCCAGUCUAUUAGAACUGAGAUGCCUACCGCAAUAAUGUCCCUAGAUUAAUGAUAUGUAGCCGCACAUCUUCUGAAUGCUUUUCAAGGUAGUUGGCCCUAACCUUCUUUCUCAUAAACUUCUAGGCGGCCACAGAGACUCUCUUUUUCAGAAGUGCUUUCAAAAAUGUUAUCUUUGCUGAAGAAUGGUGUUUGGAAUCAGAAGAAGCCUCCGAAUACGAUUGUCAGAACCCUCAGAAAGAAGGUAUUACCCUCAGAAAAACAAUAUGGUUACUUCGAAAAAUUCGGGGUCUUAAUUGAUUUCAUUUUGUACCCUACCAUAGUAUAAUCACUUUCCUUUGUUUCACAGAAACAGGUUCAAUAGUUAUUCAAUUUAAGAUUUCUUGUCCAAGAAUAGAUGAAGGCACAUUGGUGAGAUAACUUGACUUAAUUGAUUAUAUCUACAAGUCUUUCAGGUCAUCUUUUUAUCCUUGUCAACCCUUGAUGGAGAAGUGGAUGUACAUCGUUUAUAAAUAACUUCCGGACAGGAGAGGGUUGAUCUUAUUUCAUCUUGUUGCUCUGAUAAUAUACGAUAUUAUGGUGCUACUCAUAAAUUUUAUCAUAUAUUCAAAAAUAAAUAAUAUAUUCUAGGAAAGACGGGUCAUGCAGACAUUAAUAGUUUCCUCUGCUUCUAACGUUUGCACAUUUGACUAAUUGAAUGUGGAGAAUUCUAUAGUUACAUUUUCCAUGUGUAAUUAUAUAUGGUAAUGGCUGCAAAAGUUCCAGAGAAAUGACAUUUUCGUAGAGAAAGGUCACUACUUCAGAAAGCUAAUUUUAAAAUUUAUCUCAAAUGAUGAUGAGAUGAGAAGUCCUUCGUUAACUAGAAAAACUAUGAUUGUUUGAAUUUACAUCCCAGAAAUUCCCUCACAACGGGUAAAAUAUUGCAGGUGUAUGUAACAGGAAACGCCUCUGAGCUAGGGCAUUGGAACGCUCAAAAUGGUCUGAGGCUUUUCUAUGUCGGAGGAUCAGUCUGGCAAGGAGAGUGCAUGAUGAGGAAGGAUGAUUUCCCGAUAAAAUAUCCUUUCUGUGUUUGUUCAUUUCAGAUACCCGUUUAUUUAUGAAAUUGCAGAAGCUGAUCCAAGGUUUUUAAUUCAACUUCCUUUUGUUAGCAACCCAUUUAUGUUCUUUUAUCACUCCAUGUCUCUUUUAUCCUUAACAUUAUUUUCACAUACAAGUAUAGCCAAAACAGAAAAUCUGGCGAUUCUUUGUUGGAAAUUGGUCAAAAUAGGGAGCUUAAACUUGACUUGACAGCUGGAAAUCCUCCGAAUUUCGUGUAUUUAUCUGAUGGCAGCUUCCGGGUGAAUUCUAAAUGCAUUAUUUUAAUCCGUCCAUUAUUCAUCCCGACUUUGUUAGAAGUUUGGACGUUAUUACUCGUCCAUUGAUCACUUCUCACGGUGAUAAUGGGGAGUCCAUACGCCGUUACUUGAUAUGUGGCAGGAGAUUCCAUGGAGGGGUGCUGGUGUAGCUGUUCCAAUGUUUUCAGUUAGAUCUGAAGAUGAUCUUGGUGUUGGAGAAUUUCUUGACUUGAAGCUACUGGUUGACUGGGCAGUAGAUUCUGGUUUUCAUCUCGUUCAGCUUUUGCCUGUUAAUGACACAUCCGUUCAUGGAACGUGGUGGGACUCAUACCCCUACAGGUAAUUCAGUUUUCCAUGGUAUUACUUUGGAGGUAGUAGUCUCUCACCAGCUCCACCUUACCCUUACACUUAAUCACCCCCUUCACAUCCUGAGCACCCGGGUUUCAUAAAGCCUGGGUACAUCCCAGCCUGUUGAAGCUGAUGCAACUGACAGAAAUGCAGAGAAAUGAAUUUAAGUUUGAAGAGCUCAAAGGUCAUGCCAUAUCUAGUUGAAAAUUAGGACUUACCAUUAAAUUAUGAUCGCUUGCCAAAACCACCCUCCUGUGGUGCCUUCACAAGGUGAGAACUGUUACACUAAAUGGCUCAAUGUGAGUUCUUCUAUGCCAUGAACAACAACUUGAAAGAACUUUAGCUAGAUGAACGCAGAUGCGAUGAUGAAUGAUAGUGAUGACUGUUCUACUGCCCAUGUACAUCUUUGACCAUCCAACUUCUAAACCUAUUCCCUUGGCAUGUUCAUCUUUGCUGAAGAAAGACGACAUUUUAACCAGGAUUACUGAGUUCCUCGGAGUCUUAAUUUUUGACUAGCGACGAAGAGGAACCUUAGAUAUUUAUCUGGUUCAUAGCAGGAAAAAAAAAAUGUAUUAUCAAAUCUAUCAGAAAUAACUUGAUAACGAAGAUAAAAUCUUGAGAAGUGCUUUCUAGAAUUCAUUUAGUCUGAUACAGCGUGGGGGGCCACCUUUUCAUUAAAUUUUUUGUUCGAAAUGUUCGUGUUCUAUUUCGGAUAUCCAUUGUGGUGUCCUGGUAUUUGCUGUAAUUAUUUAUUUGAUUUCCAGACGUGACCUUUCUUGUUUUUUAUUGUUUGUAUCGUAUCCAUUUAGGUUGACAAUUCGUCAACGACAGUAGUUGCAUGUUACAUCAUGAUUUUAGUCUUUAAGAUUAUUAACAAAAUGAAACUAUAUCAAAAGUUGUUUUGAUAUAACCAUCUAUAGGCUCCUUAGAAAAGUUGUUCUUCCUUUUACUUGCAGUUCUCUCUCUGUAUUUGCACUACAUCCGUUAUACUUGAGACUCGAAGCACUUUCACAAAAUAUUCCAGAAGAGGUUAAGGUACCAGAUCUAAGACAGUUUGUGAUUCGGUGCUUGUUUUCCGGUGUAAAUAAAGUUUACGAAGAUGUACCUGACAGAAGUUUUAUACUUUAGUUUCUUUGAUGCUUCUUUUUGGCAUUAUAUUGAGAGUGUACCUUUUUUUGCAGCAAGAGAUCUUCAUAAAAAAGGAAGAGCUGAAUGGACAGGUAUUCUCUCUUAGUGGCUAUGCGUUUACCUUUCAACAGUAGCUGUUGUCUCAACAUGGUCAAAGACGAUGUUUCCUUGGUUUUGUUACCAUAAGCAUGGUGUACCAGUAUCUAUGAUUUGCUUAGAAGUUGUUACAUGUUUUUCUUUGAUUAUACCAUAUCAUGCAUUUGUUAUUGCGGCUUUUGAGAGGGUUUUGGACUUGACGUAUACACAGAUGCAGUGUUGGAAUAUAUGUAGCGCUGAGCUGGUUAAAUAUAUAUUAUUUCCAAACACUACCUAGAUUUAACGCUAAAUAAUUUGUAUAAGUUGUGAUGCUUGGAUGUUAUUCUAUAGGAUUUAUUUAAAUAGUCUAAAACGUUAUUUACUGUCUUGGAUGAGCUCAGUCUAAAUCGUACAAGUUUAAAUAGGUCUGUCAAUGAAAGUUAAUUUAAGUUAAGGCAGUUAGAUCCGACUGACUUGAACUCAUAGCACGUGAGUCAACGUGAUUCCUUGAACAAGUUUGAGAUAAUUACAGAACAUGACUAGUGACCAUGAAAUUCGUGGAAACAUUAGUGGGAACCUUUCUCAAACAUUGAGAGGCUUCAUGAAUAUUUAUCUUACACUUGGCAAAGUGAUCUUUUUACUACUUAUUGCAGUCUAUUCAUGGUGAUCAUUAAUUUUGUUCGACUGUAAAACAGAGCGUUGACUAUGAAGCCACCAUGGCAACUAAACUGUUCAUUGCGAAGAAAAUAUUUUCUCUGGAGAAGGAGACGAUACUUAGCUCAAGUUCAUUCUUGAAAUUCUUUUCCGAAAAUAAGGUAAACAUAUGUUUCCUAAUUUCAAUUCUCUAAUUUUCCUAUUUCAUUGAUUAUCAAGUUUAAGGCUGAAGUUUUCAAGAAAAUAAGCCUGGAUUAUAAUGUAAACAGGAAUGGUUGAAACCCUAUGCAGCGUUUUGUUUCCUUAGGGACUUCUUUGAGACAUCAGACCACAGCCAAUGGGGACGUUUUUCUAACUAUUCUGAGGAAAAGGUACCGCAGGUUCUAUUUGAUAAACCUUGAAAUAUAUCCUUUGAUAACCUCUAUAAAUUUCUUUUUUUCAGCUUGAAAAGAUUUUGUCCAAGGAUAGUCUGCAGUACGACAUUAUUUCUUUCCAUUACUAUAUUCAGUUUCACUUACAUCUACAGGUAUGUAUGCAUAUCUGCUUACAUGGUAGAGGUAGAAACCUCUUCUAGAUGUUAAGCAAGGUCGUCCACUUUACCUUUAGAAUUUGUUUGCUUAUAUUAAGUCAUUUUCUAUGGAUAGCUGUCAGAAGCCGCAGAAUAUGCAAAAAAGAGAAAGGUAGUCCUGAAGGGAGAUUUACCAAUAGGUGUAGAUCGGAAUAGUGUGGACACAUGGGUUUAUCCAACUUUGUUUCGAAUGAACACAUCUACAGGAGCACCUCCAGAUUUUUUUGAUAAAAAUGGACAAAAUUGGGGCUUCCCUACAUAUAACUGGGAAGAAAUGUCAAAAGAUAACUAUGCAUGGUGGCGUGCUCGUCUGACACAGGUGCCAAUGAUCACUUUGACUCUUCUUUUUACGAAAUUGGUCCUACAUAUUUUUUUUCUCACCCUUUUUCUCCUCUCUUGACAUUGCAGAUGGCAAAAUAUUUCACUGCCUAUCGGAUAGAUCACAUCCUGGGUUUUUUUAGAAUAUGGGAGCUUCCUGAACAUGCAAUCACUGGUUUAGUGGGAAAAUUUCGACCUUCAAUUGCUUUGAGUCAGGUAUUUGUGUGUUUCGUUAAUUCACUCCAAUAGAAAAAAAAUUAUGGCAAGUCUCCUCAAUGUGUGUGAAAUUUUGUCUUCCCAAAUAUGUUUUUAUGAAUUAUCCGAUUUAGUAGGAAGGUGGUCAAAUGAUUUCAAUUGGGCCUUUUUAUUCGUCACGUAUCCUACCACAAGCUCAUUUUCUGUGUGGUACCAAAUGUCAUGGAAUAUGUAGAAUUUUGCACUGUGUAUAUUUUUUGUUCUCUAUGUAAAGAAAAUUUUUGUACUCCCACUACAGGAUGAGCUUGAGAGGGAGGGAAUAUGGGACUUUGACCGGUUAAGUCGUCCAUAUAUUAGACAAGAGACACUACAGGUUAUUAUUUUCUUACGAAGAUAUUAUUCAUUAUGAGUUAUUGUAUUCAUUUAGGAAAUGCAUAACUUUUUUAUGACUUGUUUCAGGAUAAGUUUGGAACUUUCUGGCCGGGAAUUAUUGCACAUUUUUUGGAUGAAAAUCCAAAUCACUGCUUCCAGGUGAGGUAGCAUCAUGAUGGAAACUACUCAAGAUUUUUCUUUCUGCAGUACGGCAGUUAAAGACAGGCGUUAAACUUUCAUAGUAGAUAUGUUAGAGCCAUGUAUGCUAGGCCUUGUAUUGUGCACUCGUUGAAAUUUCUCUCAAGCCCUUAUUCUUUGGCCAUUUGGAAGUCAUCUCGUUGUUGAUAUAUAGUCUGGGGUACUGAGGAUGACUGAAUUACAACUCUUAUCUUUCUCUGCUAUACCUAUUAGAUUUCUGAUUUAGGAUUUCUCAAUCAAUUGACUAUAAGCUUUUAGGGGUUGUGUAAAAAAAUUAUGGAACUUCGGGAUUUCUCUCUCAUUGAUAAUGGAAGGCUUCCAUAAGAUGAAUGUUCUCAAUUGAUCAAAUUCGAAAAUAGAUGGGAAUAUGAAUGUGAUAUCUCGAAAAAGAGUCUUCACAAAUAAACAAAAAACAGAAGCAAUAGAAUCUUCUUCAUUCACCUUAAAAGGUUUGAUGCAUGUCAUCAAAGCUUGAUGAUACCCGGCCAAAAACUGCAAUGCACCUAAUUUCAAGAAAAAAAACUGUCCUCUAUGAUCCAUCUGGUAUUUAAGUCUGCCGAAGUGGUGUGUAGGCUAGUCUCUGAAUUCCAGUAAACCAAGGUACUGUAUAUCUUCCUGCUAGAUAUGAAGUCCGGGUACUAAACCAUGCACAUUUUUUUCCAGUAACGGGAAUGGGCGUAUCCUUAUCUAUUUAUCUUAUUACAUUCUCAAAAAUGUACUCUGCAUGAAUAGAACAUUGAAAUCAUGUGUAAACUGAUGAUAAUAUUCAUUAUUGCUUCAGAGUUGUGUCGACCUCACACUUUCAUAUACGAACAAUAUCUCAUUAUUACGUAUAUUGAUUAUUGAAAACUAAGACGUAUUGUUUCGAUAUCUCUCUUCAACUCUGACGUAUUUAUUAUUCAUUUGACACUUUAAUAUUAAUAGUUGAAGUAUAUUUCUCCAAAGUGAAGAUGGUUUAGUCCAUUUAGAAUUUAAUAAUUUUAUUGCUUGUGAAUUAUGUGUUUGUGUGUCCUAUAGAUCUACCCGUUGUAGAUUGGAGACUGGAAACAAAUAUUAAAAAGAAACAGUUGCUUUGUUAUCAUAUUGACUUUGUGGUCUGUAUAUUUUGUAAUGCAAUUCGAAAUAGGAAAGUCCUCAUAUCCUAUGUUGAAACUGAAUACUUGAAAUUCAGCCACUAGGGUCGGUUAGAUUUCUUCUUUCUCGUUCUUGUAAAAAUUGAGAGAAAUGAAUUGUUGACCAUAAGGAAAGUUUUCCGUUAGCAUGAAAGCAUAUUUAUAUGGCCAUAAAGGUUCAUUUGAUUAUCAUACUUUCUAUGAUAAAGUAUAAACAACAAAACAUAAGCAUAAAUAAUCAUAACCUGUAUUUCGGACAUCCAUAAAAUAUGUUCAAAUUUAUAGAGCGUCUUAAUUAUGGUGCAAUUUCAAGGGUUUAUAAUUUCUUAUGCAUGAAUUAUAAAUUUAACUGGUUAUUAAGAACCAAAAAUAUGCUAGUAUAUGCACAUGGAAUUGCGGCAAUCCUUAGAUUUUCGUAAACAUAUCAUUUGAUCUUGGAACUUUUGUGUUUUGUUAAGAAUUGCGGCAAUCCUUUAACAUAUCAUAUUUAUGUAUUAUUAUUUUUAUAGAUAUAAUUCACAAAAGCAAAGUUCAUGUUCCUAGGUGUAUUAAUUUUUAUAGAUAUUAUUCACAAAGUGAAGAUUCCGUUCCUCAUGCAAUUUAUUGUCAUCAAGAAAAUAUUUUUAUUGAUAAUUGUUUUCUUAAUUUAGUUCAAGGAUCAGUGCAACACAGAAAAAAAGAUCGUGGCCAAAGUUGAGACAGGCACCGGCAAGUCACUGUGGCUGGACAGAAAGGACAAGAUACUGCGGGGUCUCAUUGAUCUCCUCCAGGUACAGCCUGGUGAAACCGACUCUCCAAGUGUCUCCAGUGAUUGGCAAACUUUUUCUGCAUCUCAUCCUUCUGCAACCUCCUCUUGUGCUCUUCAGAACAUAGUUCUUAUCAGAGACCCAGAAGAUGGAAGUAAAUUUUAUCCACGUUUUAACAUGGAAGAUACAUCAAGUUUCAGAGACCUUGAUGAACACUGGUGGGCCCCCUUCGUCGCUCUUUCCUAAUUUCCAUUCUGCUUGAAUCCUCAUAUCAUAUAUCUCAGUGUUAAUUUCAAAGGAAUAUUGAUUCAUACCUUGGCUUGGUCAUUUAAAUCACCAGAGGAUCAAUUUUGAUUGCCUAAGCUAGCCUUGGUAAUGACAUUGAUCAUCUUCUGGAUUUCUUUUGGGUUAAUUGAUCUAUGGUUUCGUUGGGGCACCGGAGGGGUCACCGUCAUCAAAGAAAAUUCUUUAUAGAGAAAGAUUUCUUUAAUUAGGAAAAUCCAACGAAAUCUGUUUCUCAGCUUUUUGCAUACCAUUUUUGUGAUUCACUUCAAUUUUCUCCCGGGCUCUUUCUUGAGUAGCAAAAACGUCAUGAGGAGACUGUACCAUGAUUACUAUUUCUGUCGCCAAGAUGAGCUCUGGCGCCAAAAUGCUCUCAAAACCCUGCCUGCCCUGCUGAACUCUUCAGAUAUGCUGGCAUGUGGGGAAGAUCUCGGCUUCAUUCCUUCCUGCGUUUACCCUGUGAGACUCUACUUCUUCCUAUUUCCUCUCCUGAUUGAGAAACUUAUGUCCCUCCAUGACCACCAUGCUCCUGGACAGGUUAUGCAAGAGCUGGGCUUAAUUGGUCUGCGUAUCCAAAGAAUGGCGGCCGAACCAGGUGUCGAGUUCGGCUUGCCUUCUAACUACAACUAUAUGACGGUUUGCUUCCCCCAUCAUCUCAUCUCGCUAUUCUCAUGAUGUUAGAUAUUUUGCCUGUGGUAUACCAUAGUGACCACAUCUCAGCCAUAAAGCUUUCAGAAGCUGCAAGGAACAUUUGACAAACUAAUUCUAAUUUAAGAAAAAGUCAUCCAUUGACGCAGGAAGCAGCGAUAUAAAUCGAGUAAAAGAACUCUUUCUGAUUAAUUUCAUGCAAGCCUCUGUGAACCGACCCGCAUUGUUUGAUAUAACAGGUGUGCGCCCCAUCAUGCCAUGAUUGCUCCACCAUGCGAGCUUGGUGGGAAGAAGAUGAGGAGAGAAGGUUUCGCUUUUAUAGGACUGUAGUGGGAUCCAACCAGGCGCCGCCCUCACGGUGUAUCCCUGAACUAGCCCAGUUCAUCCUCCGGCAGCACUUUGAGUCACCCUCAAUGUGGGCUAUCUUCCCCAUUCAGGUACGAAACACAAUUCCCCCAUUCGUAGCAUUCUAAUUCAUAUAAGAUCUUGACCCCUCAUCAUCAUCCUACAUUAUCUCAGACUUUCGUUUCAUUUUUAAGCAUUGAAGGCUGAGCCAUCCUCAUCAUCUAAGAGAAGAAUAAUGUUGUGUAACUGCCCAGGACUUGUUGGCGUUGAAAGAAGAAUAUACUACCCGUCCUGCAACAGAGGAGACGAUAAAUGACCCAACAAACCCAAAGCACUACUGGCGAUUUCGUAAGUAAAUCCUUUUCAAAAUUUCUUGAUCUUGCCCAGUAUAUCAUCAGAUGCUUGUUCAUGGGUUUACUCUGUUCCUCUAUUCUUCUCCCUCCUAUAGUCCAUGAUAUAAAGACAUAUAUAUGUAGAGAAAGAGAGAGAGAGAGAGCUUACUCUUCCAACUAGCUACGUGUCAGCAAACCAUUCAGACAGCGCAUGCAUCCAACUAGCCUCAUUGUCGAACAACUGUUUAAAUCGAUAACCUCGCGUUUUUUCUUUUUUGGGUCUGAGAAUUAAUGAGGGACAAAUUUCUCCUGUAAUUUAAUCAGUAGCAAAGGACUGAAAUGGUAGAUCACUAAUUAAAGCAACAAAGCAACAACUUCAAUAGCAACAACUGGGAAUAAAUUCCUGAUCUUUAAAUUAGAAUGUUUCCCCAUCUUGAGCGGUUUGAGCUAUCAUUUGAAAGGAUUCCAUGGGGUUUGCCUCUGAGAUUUCGUCUUGACAUUUUUGUCCGUGGUCAGGUGUGCAUGUGUCCCUGGAGACUUUACUGGGCGAUGAGGAACUGAAAGGGACCAUAAAGGAUCUCGUCAAGGAGAGUGGAAGAUCGUAUCCUGUCAGAGAUCAAGUCAAAGAUCAUGAGGCAGGUGGGAGAACCGUGCAUUCAGACGCUGAAUGUAAGAAGCAAAUCCAGAAUGGGUUGGUGAAAAUCCCUCUUCAAGUCAAUGUUCAAUCAGAAUGA